This is a messenger RNA of Eruca vesicaria subsp. sativa (arugula), 1590 nucleotides long. NCBI's taxonomy places the organism in Eukaryota, Viridiplantae, Streptophyta, Magnoliopsida, Brassicales, Brassicaceae. The record is from the annotation of a GenBank genome assembly.
CGCAUCAUAAGAUAUUUUUUCUGGAAUUAAAGAACAAAAAAAGCAGCAGAGAAAAUUCAAGUUUCAGAAAAAGUUGUUUCCUCACCAAACAAAACAAACGUUUGGAUACUCCUUACCUUAAUCUACAGCUGAAAGGCUUUGUCUUGUCUAUUGAAAGGUUGAAGCUUUUUUUGUGGGUAAUAAUGGGAGAGGAGCAGCAUCCGAGGAAGCGAUCUCGUCAACAUUUUGAAGCAGAGGAGGCCAGACACUUAUCUUUAACAAAGUCUCCUCAAUGCGAAACAGCUAAAUGGUAUUUCAGCAAGGAGGAGAUUGAGCGUUUCUCUCCAUCUAGAAAAGAUGGGAUAGAUCUGGCUAAGGAGUCGUUUCUACGCUCUUCUUAUUGCACAUUCCUUCAAAGACUUGGCAUGAAGCUUCAUGUGUCCCAAGUUAUAAUAGGAUGUGCAAUGGUGAUGUGCCACCGGUUUUACAUGCGCCAAUCUCAUGCCAAAAAUGACUGGCAGACGAUAGCAACUUCCAGUCUCUUCCUCGCUUGCAAAGCUGAAGAUGAGCCGUGUCAACUGUCCAGUGUUGUUGUUGCGUCAUAUGAAAUAAUCUAUGAAUGGGAUCCUUCUGCCUCAAUGAGAAUCCAUCAAACUGAAUAUUACCAUGAAUUUAAAGAAUUGAUUUUGGCUGGGGAGAGGCUUCUGCUGGACACGAGUGCUUUCGAGCUUCUAGACGUCGAGCUUCCGUACAAACCUCUGGCUGCAGCUUUGAAUAGGGUGAACGCUUGGCCUGACCUUGCUACAGCUUCAUGGAAUUUUGUGCAUGACUGGCUUCGAACUACACUGUGCUUGCAGUACAAACCUCAUGUUAUUGCAACUGCUACUGUGCACCUAGCUUCCACGUUUCAGAACGCUAAAGUAGGAAGCAGGAGAGAUUGGUGGUUGGAUUUUGGAGUGACAACUAAGCUUUUAAAAGAGGUGAUCCAGGAGAUGUGCAUGCUCAUAGAAGUAGACAGAAGGAGGACAAUGCCCCCGCCGCUUCCUCCAAGAAGAGAGUUAGUAGCCUGGGCAAUGCCUGCACCCUUAAAGCCUCCGGUUCAUAUGGCUAGAGGCUAUCCGUUUCACAGCUACCCUUUGCAGCCGUAUAGACAGCCUGGAAUUUGGUGAGCCAUUGUUCAGGAACUUGAAUUUGGUCGAAAGACAAAAGAAGAUUAUGUGGAGGCGCAUGAGAGAGACAGUGUAAGGUUAUAUAGCAAUCGGAGUGAGGUUUUUAUGUGGCUAAAUUAAGGCUCUCUGGUGUGACUAUCUUUCACCAGAGUGAUUCUCUCUCAAGAUUCUUCUCGUUUGUUUCUGUUACAUAGAGAUUAUGUAGGAGUUGUUGGUUAUAUACAAUGCCCACUCCCUUUCUUAUAUUUCUAGCAUAUCAGUGUACAUCUUGAAUCUAUCUAUAUAUGGGGUUACUCCAAAUUGCUUUUUACUUGUUUUCUCAUUGCUAAGUAGUUUGGGUGCCAUUAGCUUCUAUGUAUGAAUCAUCAUCUCUGCAAUUCUACAGGAAUCUGUGAUCCUUUUUAAGCAGUUGUAUAUAAAACACUCUUUUUUUUUGGACAGC